Planococcus citri (citrus mealybug) is the source of this 1120-nucleotide messenger RNA. It is a transcript of the gene veli, whose product is annotated as L27 and PDZ_signaling domain-containing protein veli. The transcript has 4 exons. Gene Ontology annotation, biological process: maintenance of epithelial cell apical/basal polarity; neurotransmitter secretion; protein localization to basolateral plasma membrane. NCBI's taxonomy places the organism in Eukaryota, Metazoa, Arthropoda, Insecta, Hemiptera, Pseudococcidae. Gene Ontology annotation, cellular component: basolateral plasma membrane; cell-cell junction; synapse. Gene Ontology annotation, molecular function: protein binding. Bases 120 to 716 code for a protein of 198 amino acids. The record is from RefSeq and is a predicted model, not a curated record.
UACACUGACACCCGUGUGUUUAAAAAAUUUGCAUGAAGUUAUCAAAACACUUCCAAAAAUUUGAUUACAAAUUAGAAAUAAAUUAGAAAUAGGCGAUUAAAUUAAUUAUUAGUGUUAAAAUGGCUAGUACAGGUGAUAGUUUAAAUUUGGCCAAUGAUGUCAAAAAAGCUGUAGAAUUAUUGGAAAAACUCCACAAAAGUGGCGAAGUUCCAGUUUCCAAGCUAACCGCAUUACAGAAAGUUCUCCAAAGUGAAUUCCUAACAGCGGUUAGAGAAGUUUACGAACAUGUUUACGAAACAGUUGAUAUUCAAGGCUCUCAAGACGUUAGAGCAUCGGCCACAGCUAAAGCUACCGUAGCAGCAUUUGCAGCCAGCGAAGGGCAUGCCCAUCCGAGAGUCGUCGAAUUACCAAAAACAGAAGAAGGUUUAGGAUUUAAUGUGAUGGGAGGACGAGAGCAAAACUCACCUAUUUAUAUUUCUCGUAUUAUACCGGGUGGUGUUGCUGAUCGACACGGAGGACUGAAACGAGGAGAUCAGUUACUAUCUGUUAAUGGAGUAAGCGUCGAAGGUGAGAAUCACGAGAAAGCUGUAGAGCUUUUGAAACAAGCCCAAGGUUCUGUUAAAUUGGUUGUUCGUUAUACGCCCAAAGUGCUCGAAGAAAUGGAAAUGCGAUUCGAUAAACAACGCGUCGGAGCUGCGAGAAGAAGACAGAUAUAAUUUUUAAAGUAUUCGUUUUUUUUUUAGUGUUGAUAUGAGCGCAUUUAUUGUAUUUUGGCGUUACUGUAUGGUUGCGAAUUAUGAAAGUUGUUAUUUAUUGUAUCGUUGACUAACUUUGUAGCGUUUGAUGAGAACAAUAUGCAAUAUCUAAUGCAAUUAGGUUUACGAUUAUGCUUCUUUUCUUAUUUAUUCUCUGAAACUUAUUCUGUACUAUUGUUUCUGUUACAAACUUUCAGUAUUAUUCUGUCAACAUAUACUUCCUAUUUUACAGAAUAUCGUCGUUGAAUAAUUGUUUUACAUACAUUUUACCGUAUCAAUAAACGUUCGAAUAUUUUUAAAUUUUAUAGAAUAUUAGAUAUUUUUAUCGAAAUCUGUACAUAAUAAUUAUAUUAUUUAUUCGUUGA